AUGCAAUAUGCAAUGCCACCAGCAAUGAAUAUUAGUACUCUGGCGCAAUUGUUUGAUGUAGGAAAUGAAGAGUGUUCAGUUAUUCUGUUAUGGACUUAUAGUGCUGCGGCCAUAACACUUACUGCUUGGUCAACAUUCCUCUUGUGGUUAUUUUCAUAUUAA
Messenger RNA from Lathyrus sativus (Indian pea), 162 nucleotides. Lineage: Eukaryota; Viridiplantae; Streptophyta; Magnoliopsida; Fabales; Fabaceae. The record is from the annotation of a GenBank genome assembly.